AUGAAACCUCUCGUACUAGAGAUCACAGCCGUCAGCAGCUUGAAACGUGUAUCAGACGACAAGGUGCAGUUGAAAACCUCGACUUCUUCGAACAGCUUAUUCCAGAGGAUCGGGAGCCGCCUAAAGACCCCAAGGAGAUGCACCACCUUGAACAAGUUUCAGGCCAGCUUCUCGCCGCAGGUUAUGAAGCUCCAGCUCCGCGAGAAGUCGGGCUGCACUGAUUUCGAGACAACACCCUUGAGUUAUGUCUCGCGAGUCAUAUUCUACUUGUCCAGGGGCUACCUGGUUUCCGGGCAGAAGAUUGAUCUUGACAGGGAUCUGAAGAGUUGGGGCAUGUUCGAGAAGCCAACCUCCAAUGUCAACUUCGUCUCGGCGUUGCGGGAUUGCUAG
Diaporthe amygdali is the source of this 390-nucleotide messenger RNA. RefSeq lists its product as uncharacterized. The coding region runs from base 1 to 390 and encodes 129 amino acids. Lineage: Eukaryota; Fungi; Ascomycota; Sordariomycetes; Diaporthales; Diaporthaceae. The record is from RefSeq and is a predicted model, not a curated record. The transcript has 4 exons.